AUGGAAGAUGCUGCGACGCAAGUGCUCACUGCGCACGGGCUCCCACCUGUCUGGAGCAAGGCACUGAAACGAUUCAAAGACUGCACCAAUAUAGACUUAGAAGCCAUCGACAACGAGGCUGAAUCUCCCAUACUCGGGUUGAGAACGGUCAUAGAUGCCAAGAGCCUGUCGACCACUGUCCGCGCAAAGUCUCCGAGUAACAAGAAACUCAAGAAUGGCCUUGAUCGCAAUCUCGAAUCUUGCAAGCGUGUGUUUGGAGACGUCGACCGCCUUCUGAAUCACGUAAUGGAUGCUGAGCAGGGGAAUGUGCGACGAAGCAUCAUUUUUCGGUCGUUUGCCGCGCUCUUCCUCAGUGCCAAUGACAGCGGCGAUGUCAACGCGAUCGUCCGCCUAUGGGAUCAGGUACCACUCAUGGAGUGUGGCCUGGCAAACAACGUUACAGAAAGCGGUAGAGCUCCGUUUGAAAAUGUUCUCAUGUCCUACGUCACACUGGUGGGGACUGCAUACAAUGUGAUCACGAAGAAGCAUCAUGGCGACACGCUUUCGAGUGAUCGCGAUGUGAAGCAGGUCCUCUCCGAGCUCCACUGGGAGAUGCAUACGUUGCAAUGGAUCGGGGAUCCCCUCGACGAUCAGAUCAAGCGUGGGUGGGAGCAUACGCUCGUUGAAUACGCGAGUCUUGUAGGCGUGUGGUCACCAAACUUCCCGAGGAAGGUCGCCUCGACCGUGGAGCUACAGUCACAACUUCACGCCCUGGGCUUGAAGGAGAGCGCGACGGUACAACUUCGAGCGAACGCAAGAGAACUUGCGGACCUCAUUGUCUCCCGAAGGAUACAUGAGAAUACGAGUGAUGAUAUCGACCCGGUCGUGCUCGGGGCGCUCCUCACACUUGCUGAGGCAUCUCGUGGAAAGACUACCGCAGUCGCGCUCAUAGCGGACCUGAUGGCGGAGAUCACCAAAAUUCUCAAGCACCUUCCACCCAUCACACAAAAGUCGGAGUCGUCGGCAGCCAUUGUGCUCGUCCAGAUCAAGGCCACAACGUUGAGAAUCGUCGGGGAAGGAGCGAAGACCCUACAUUCCGUGUCGGUGCCCUGGAUAUCUUCAUCGCUGUUUGCUCGAAAUGACAAACUGCAAGCCACAAUCCGCGAAUUAGCAUGGCUCGUUGAGAAAGCUUCAACAGCAUAUGCAGCUCAGGGCAAGUAUCACACUGUCUCAACAUCACGGUUCAACGAGAUAUGGGAGAAGGCCCGAAGACGUUACACUGCCAGCACCGGCGUCGACAUAUCUGCCUGGGCAGCUGUUCAGCACAUUGACGCGCUGACAUCAAUUGAAACUACUCUGGAAAAUGGACGGUAUACGUUCCAGCAGGAACACAGGAAGGCGGAAGAAAUCGCGAAGGUGGUAUGGCCGGUGCUGAAGUUCAUGAAAACAUUUGUUGAUUCGGCGGCGGAUCUUGCGGAGCCUCACCUCCCGGGGGUCAAGCUGGCCGCAGCUGCGCUUGAGAAGCUGCUAGAUACGGCAGACAAGCUUGGCUCAAGCUAUGAGCGUAUCCUGAGUCUGUUCGAUGCGUUAUCUGACUUCCUGGACCGCAUGCGUGUACACCUGACGUCGAGACCUGACAUUGAGAUCAUGGAGAUCCAUGAAGAGGUCCUGGCGGAGAUGCUGGUCAUAUUUGGUAUGAUCACCGGGCACAUCAAUAAAGGCUUCCUUGAGCGACUUACUGCUGGAGAUGAUGACAUCAAGGCUACGACCACCAGAUUGCGGGCUCUGUUGGACAAGGAGGACCGAAUGACUGGUGCACUUGUCCUGUCCAAGCUGAAUGACGUGAAACAGACGGUGGAGGAGGGAUUUGCCUCUAUGUCUGGAAGCAAGGCAGGAACGCAGAGUGCAGAUGGAAUGUUACAAUUCAGCUUCCCACCGCGGCCAGUGCUAUUCUUCGGUCGAAAGGAGGAGCGGGAGUACCUCGUGGAUGCGAUCCUGCAGCGGAAACAAACAAUCGCUCUCGGAACAGGCGGCAUUGGCAAAACAACGGUCAUCACAGAGGCACUCUACGACGACCGGGUUCUCUCCCAGUUCACAUGCCGUUACUUUGUUUCCUGCGAGGACAUCACCACCCUGGAUGGAUUGCGCACUGGUAUUGCAGAUGCUCUUGGCAUGCUUGCAGAGCUCCGAACUGAUCAGCUACGCGUCAAUAUCUUGCUCGAACUCGCUCACAAGCCAUCCAUUCUCUUCCUCGACAACUUCGAGACGCUAUUCGACAUUGCAAAUAUCCGGAGUCAAGUGGAGACAGAACUUGAAGCCUAUGCUGGUAUAAACGGGCUCGCACUUGUGAUCACCAUGCGGGGAGCAGAGGCUCCUGCAAGUGGACGCUUGCCAUGGUCCAGGCACAUUCUCCAUCCCAUGUCACAAGCUGAGGGAGUUGUGCUGUUCAAGAGGAUUACCGAGAUCAGCGCCGACGAUCAGGAUCCAUAUGUUGACAAGCUCGUCUCAGCGGUGGAUAGUCUGCCGUUGGCCGUAGUUCUGCUCGCUCAUCAAGCGCACAAGGAUAUUGCGUGUCCGCGGGAUAUCUGGUGUCGAUGGGAGGACCAGCGGGUUGCAAGUGUCACGAGAUCGGAUGGUGUCCGGGGCAGACUGCUCGAUCUAUCCUCAUCCAUCGAGCUCUCCAUCAAUAGUCCUCGCAUGCAGGAAGAUGCACCGGCGGCAUAUGUGAUGACACUUCUCGCUCACAUGCCAAAUGGAUUGCCAAGCUCCACGGUCACUUGGGAAAAGCUAUGA
Molecule: messenger RNA, 2772 nt
Organism: Postia placenta MAD-698-R-SB12
Lineage: Eukaryota; Fungi; Basidiomycota; Agaricomycetes; Polyporales; Adustoporiaceae
Exons: 13
Coding region: 1-2772 (923 amino acids)
Source: RefSeq, a predicted model, not a curated record